UCCAUUUGGACGAAAAUCAGUUUUUGUUCAUCAUCUCUCUCUUCCUCUGUGACUUGAACAUUUUCCGCUCGCAGAUCCGCCUCCUCUGCAGUGCUCUUCAAAUUACCAGCUCACCCAGCUCUCUCUCUCUCUCUACUUCCACUUCACUCUUCAGUUAUGGCCUCCGUCUUCUUCGCCUCGCUUGCUGUAUAACUACUUCCCCCACCGCUCCUCCUCCUCCUCCUCUCUCUCCCCUCUCCGGGACACUCUCGACUCCGUGAGUCAUGCCAUCGUCUUGAUCGGAAUCGGGGAUGCGCCUCCGGCGGAACCCCCAUUGCUCCUCCUCCUCCUGUACCGAAGCUUCUCGCCACUAGAGAUCUCUGUCUCUGUCUCUGUCUCUGUCUCUGUCUCUGUCUCAUGGGGAAAAGUAACCACCGCCGCCGCAGCCGCAGCCGUAGCGAGCUCCUCCUCGCCGUCGCCCUCUCUCUCCUCGCGGCGGUUUCCGGCGUCACGGACCCGGGCGACGUCGCGAUCCUGAAGCAGUUCCGGGACGGGCUCAGCAACCCGGAGCUGCUCCAGUGGCCGGCGGGCGACGACGACCCUUGCGGCUCCAAGUGGAACCACGUGUUCUGCUCCGGCACCAGAGUGUCGCAGAUUCAGGUCCAGAGAGUCGGCCUCGACGGCCCUCUCCCUCCGAACCUCAACCAGCUCACCUCGCUCACUCGCUUGGGCCUUCAGAACAACAACUUCAGCGGAGCGAUUCCGUCGCUGAGCGGACUCUCGAAUCUGCAGCACGCAUACCUGGAUUUCAACAAGUUCAACUCCAUUCCUUCGGAUUUCUUCGUCGGCCUCGACAACUUGCAGGUUUUGGCAUUGGACGGCAACGAUAUGAACGCCAGCACGGGGUGGAUGUUCCCGAAGGAGUUGCAGAACUCGGCGCAGCUGAUGAAUCUCACCUGUAACGACUGCAAUUUGGUCGGCCCGGUGCCUGAAUUUCUCGGAAGCAUGGCUUCUCUGCAAGUGCUGAUGUUAUCAGGUAACAGCUUGACGGGUGUGAUUCCUCCGAGUUUUGGUAACUCCAGUUUGCAGAUUCUGUGGUUAAAUAAUCAACGUGGUGGUGGUGGUGGAAUGAGCGGAACUAUUGAUGUGGUGACUUCUAUGGUCUCUCUGACGAGUCUGUGGCUUCAUGGGAAUAGCUUCUCAGGAUCGAUUCCGGAGAACAUCGGGGACUUGGCUUCGCUGAAGAGCCUCAACCUUAACGGUAAUAAACUCGUCGGCUUGAUUCCUGAUAGCUUGAUAGGCAUGGAUUUGGAUGAGCUAGAUCUGAAUAAUAAUCACUUCAUGGGUCCGACACCCAAGUUCAAGUCGCCUAAUGCGACUUGCGCUUCCAAUGCGUUUUGUUUGCCUACGCCCGGAGCACCUUGCGCUCCGGAAGUUAUGGCUCUCAUAGACUUUCUUAGCGCGCUGAAUUACCCGGCGAGGCUUCUUUCGUCGUGGUUGGGUAAUGAUCCUUGCCAAGGACAGUGGUUCGGGCUGAAUUGCAUUAGCGGAAAAAUUGCCCAGAUCAAUUUGCCCAAGAACAAUCUUAAUGGUACAUUGAGUCCGUCAAUUGCGAAUUUGGAUGCUCUCACUCAGGUGAGACUUGGGUCGAACAAUUUGAGGGGUUCAGUCCCGGGUAACUGGACUAGGUUGAAAGGCCUGACGUAUUUGGAUCUAAGUGACAACAACAUUUCCCCUCCAAUACCAGCGUUUAGUCCCUCUGUGAAGCUUCUCACUGAUGGGAAUCCUCUGCUAAAAGGUACCACAGCCCCUUCUCCAGAGGUGAGCCCUCCGUCUGGGGAUACGAAGUCCCCUGGUGGAACUUCAGAUUCUCCAACCAAAGGUUCAACUUCUGCUUCUGGUAAUGUUCCUAAUACUGUUAUCUCCACCAAGCCGAAAAAUUCUAAGUCUAUUUUGGCAGCGAUUCUUGCCCCUGUUGCCUGCGUGGCAGCUCUCAUAUUCGUGACCGUUCCUCUGUACUUCUAUUGUAAGAAGAGGCGAAGAACAUCCCAAGCUCCAAGUUCCCUAGUGGUUUACCCGAGAGAUUCCUCUGAUCCAGAUAAUAUCGUGAAGAUUGCAGUUGCUAGUAACACCUACGGCAGCACCUCACUUAUGGGGAGUGGCUCUGCUAGCAGAGAUAGCAGCGGAUUUGGUGAGUCUCAUGUAAUUGAAGCAGGGAAUCUCAUAAUAUCUGUUCAAGUCCUUCGAAAUGUGACAAAAAAUUUUGCACGGGAAAAUGAGCUUGGUCGCGGAGGCUUUGGGGUAGUUUAUAAGGGGGACUUAGAAGAUGGAACAGCGAUAGCGGUGAAAAGAAUGGAGGCAGGCAUAAUUAGCAACAAAGCACUGGACGAAUUUCAGGCUGAAAUCGCAGUCCUUUCAAAAGUCAGGCAUCGUCACUUGGUAUCCCUUCUAGGCUAUUCUGUAGAAGGAAAUGAAAGAAUACUGGUGUAUGAGUACAUGCCUCAAGGGGCCCUCAGCAGGCAUCUCUUCCAUUGGAAGAACUUGAAGCUGGAGCCUCUUACCUGGAAGAGGAGGUUAAAUAUUGCUCUGGAUGUUGCAAGGGGAAUGGAGUAUCUUCAUACUCUAGCUCAUCAGAGCUUCAUACACAGAGAUCUUAAAUCGUCGAAUAUUUUGCUCGGAGAUGAUUAUAGAGCAAAGGUUUCAGAUUUUGGACUGGUAAAGCUUGCUCCUGACGGAGAGAGGUCUGUGGUAACAAGGCUUGCCGGGACCUUUGGCUAUCUAGCUCCAGAAUAUGCCGUCACAGGGAAAAUUACUACUAAAGCCGAUGUCUUCAGUUUCGGAGUUGUUUUGAUGGAGCUACUGACGGGAUUGAUGGCACUUGAUGAAGAAAGACCCGAGGAAAGCCAAUACCUCGUGGGCUACUUCUGGAACAUAAAAUCAGAUAAAGAGAAGUUAAUGGCUGCUAUUGACCCAACUUUGGACAAAAAGGAGGAGACAUACGAGAGUAUCUCCACCAUCGCUGAAUUAGCUGGGCACUGCACCGCAAGGGAGCCAAACCAAAGGCCAGACAUGGGCCAUGCCGUGAAUGUGCUGGCUCCACUCGUUGAGAAAUGGAAACCAUUUGAUGACGACUACGAAGAAUACUCGGGCAUCGAUUACAGCCUCCCGCUGAAUCAGAUGGUUAAGGACUGGCAGGAAGCAGAAAGCAAGGACUUGAGUUACAUGGACCUAGAAGACAGCAAGGGAAGUAUACCCACAAGACCAGCAGGAUUCGCUGACUCUUUCACUUCUACCGAUGCUCGGUAAAAAGAUCAAUUUGGUAGCUUUUCUUAAGCGUGCUCCUUUUGGUAGUGGUAUAUAGUGCAGACAGGAUUGGGGGCUUGCUUGCCGAGAACUCGGUGUCGAUAUCAUGAUUAAAUGCCGCUUCUUUAUCACGAUCAAGUCGGGUUUCCAAAUUCUUAGGAUGUCUUGCUCAGGUUGCCAAAUACUCGACCAUGAUAUCUCAUGGGAAUUGGCGAUGUUGUAGAUAGAGAUGGAUCAUUGUCGAAGAUGAUGCUUAUCGUUCCUUAUCUUUUUUCCA
Messenger RNA from Rhodamnia argentea, 3559 nucleotides. Its product is annotated as receptor protein kinase TMK1-like. The record is from RefSeq and is a predicted model, not a curated record. The transcript is spliced from 3 exons. Gene Ontology annotation, biological process: protein phosphorylation. Gene Ontology annotation, molecular function: protein binding; ATP binding; protein kinase activity. NCBI's taxonomy places the organism in Eukaryota, Viridiplantae, Streptophyta, Magnoliopsida, Myrtales, Myrtaceae. Bases 397 to 3285 code for a protein of 962 amino acids.